CCUUCGUCUGGAAUGGCGCCAGCUCCGCGUCCCAGCCACAUCCCCAAGGCUCCGGGCGAAGAGUGGGAUCCGCAGAGCCCCCACCCGGCAGUUGUACGGGAUUACACUAGCCCCAAAGUCCAGGAGGGGUAGAGGGACGGUGAUCUGUCUUCUGUAGCUGCUUCCUGCUGGCAUGGGGCCACGAGGUGACGAUGUCAGUUGGAAGUGGUGCGCAGGUGCUGUGUGUAGACAGUGCUGGUGGAAGAGGCUGAAGGCACUUUGUUUCCGCAGUCUCAAGACCAGAAUAAGUAUCUACAGUCAAGGACAAAGUAAAUGAAUAAACUAUGUCCUGUGGCCAUGUGAGCUGGUGGAUAACGGAGCCCUCCCGGCAGUCCCCAAUGGGCCUGCUUUCCCCUCCAGCUCAGCUCUUCCAGGACCACCCAAAAUCACUCUGGGUAAUCACUGAAGCUGGCAGAGGCUCACAGGCUGUGGCCUUCCGUUCCCAGGCGCUGCAGACGGCAUGGACCUGCAUCGAAGCCAAGAAGUCCUUCAGGAAACCCAUCUCCCUACGUUGCAUUCCUGGAAAAAGAAGAUCAUGAGAGUCAAGAAUGGCAUCAUCACUGGCAUGUACCCAGCAGGCCCCUCCAGUUGGCUCAUCGUGGUGGCAGGUGUGAUGUCCUCAACGUACGGCAAGAUCGACCCCUCCUUGGGAAUCAUUGCCAAAAUCAAUGAGACCCUCGACAUGAUGGGCCGCAUGUCCAGCCAGACGAAGACCGUGCUCAGUGGCGUGCUCUUCGGCACGGGCCUCUGGGUGGCCCUCAUCAUCACCAUGCGCUACUCCCUGAAGGUGCUCCUCUCCUACCACGGCUGGAUGUUCGCCGAGCACGGCAAAAUGGGUCGCGCCACCAGGAUCUGGAUGGCUAUGGUCAAGAUGCUUUCAGGCCGGAAGCCCAUGCUGUACAGUUUCCAGACUUGUCUGCCGCGCCUGCCCGUCCCAGCUGUGAAGGACACCGUGCACAGGUACCUGGAGUCCGUGCGGCCGCUUAUGAAGGAACAGGACUUUAAAAGGAUGACGGCGCUGGCCCAAGACUUUGCUGUCAAUCUGGGGCCAAAGCUGCAGUGGUACCUGAAGCUGAAGUCCUGGUGGGCUACAAAUUACGUGACGGACUGGUGGGAGGAAUACAUCUACCUGCGAGGACGCGGGCCGCUGAUGGUGAGCAGCAACUACUUUUCGAUGGAUCUGCUGUACCUCACACCAAGUCACAUUCAGGCAGCACGAGCUGGCAACACCAUCCACGCCAUCCUGCUCUACAGACGUGAACUGGACCAGGAGAAGAUCAAACCAAUUCUGCUGGGAUCCGCCAUUCCCCUCUGCUCGGCUCAGUGGAAGCGCAUGUUUAACACUUCCCGCAUCCCGGGAGAGGAGGCGGACACCCUGCAGCACAUCCAGGACAGCAGGCACAUCGUCGUGUACCACAAGGGGCGCUACUUCAAGGUCUGGCUGUACCACGACGGGAGGCUGCUGCGGCCCCGCGAGAUGGAGCAGCAGAUGCAGAGGAUCCUGGACGACCCCUCGGAGCCCCAGGCCGGGGAGGAGAAGCUGGCGGCCCUCACCGCAGCCGACAGAGUGCCCUGGGCCAGGUGCCGCAAGGCCUAUUUUGGACGUGGGAAGAACAAGCAGUCUCUGGAUGCCAUCGAGAGAGCGGCGUUCUUCGUGACGUUAGAUGAAAGCGAACAAGGGUACAGAAAGGAAGACCCGGAGACCUCCAUGGACAGCUACGCCAAGUCUCUCCUGCACGGCAGGUGUUUCGACAGGUGGUUUGACAAGUCAUUCACAUUUAUUAUCUUCAAAAAUGGCAAGAUAGGCAUCAACGCGGAGCACUCCUGGGCAGAUGGGCCUAUCAUCAUCCACUUCUGGGAGAAAAUCGUGGCCACUGACUGCUUCCAGCUGGGCUACGCGGAGGACGGACACUGUAAAGGGGACACCAACCCUGGCAUUGCGUACCCCACCAGGCUGCUGUGGGACAUCCCAGAGGAGUGUCAAGAGGUGAUAGAGACGUCCUUGAGCAGUGCGGAGCUGCUGGCAAACGACGUGGAUUUUCAUUCUUUCCCAUUCGACACCUUCGGCAAAGGGUUGAUCAAGAAGUGCCAGACAAGCCCGGACGCCUUCGUGCAGCUUGCUCUCCAGCUCGCUCACUACAGGGACAUGGGCAGAUUCUGCCUCACCUACGAGGCCUCCAUGACCCGGCUCUUCCGGGAGGGGAGGACGGAGACCGUGCGCUCCUGCACCACCGAGUCGUGCAACUUCGUGCUGGCCAUGGCGGACCCCACCCAGACGGUGGAACAGAGGCUCCGCCUGUUCAGGCUGGCGUCUGAGAAGCACCAGCACCUGUACCGCCUCGCCAUGACCGGCGCCGGGAUCGACCGGCACCUCUUCUGCCUCUACGUGGUGUCCAAGUACCUCGCGGUCGAGUCCCCGUUCCUGAAGGAGGUGUUGGCUGAGCCGUGGAGGCUGUCAACAAGCCAGACGCCUCUGCAACACGUGGGGCUGUUUGACUUCAACAAGAACCCGGAGUACGUGUCCAGCGGAGGGGGCUUCGGACCGGUUGCCGAUGAUGGCUAUGGUGUGUCGUACAUUAUCGUGGGAGAGAACCUCAUCAGUUUCCAUAUUUCCUCCAAGUUCUCCAGCCCUGAGACAGAUUCUCACCGCUUUGGAAAGCACGUGAAGCAGGCAAUGACGGACAUCAUCGCCUUGUUCGGGCUCAGAUCCAACUCCAGGAAGUAGCCGAGUCCCUGAGUGGGAAGCAGCGCGGACCCUGUGGUACGGCCAAGUGAAAAUUAGGUAUCGACCCUGCCCCCGUCCAGGACGGCUCAGCGCUCCUAGAAAACCCCAAGUCUCCUCCAGAAAGGAGGUGUCGCUUGUUUCCCUAGACGUCCGGCGCCACCGCGUGACUGCAGCCCUGCUCCCGCCAGGCGUGCGCCCCAGCAGGGAGGGCGGCAGCCUGUGGCGUCCCUGGAGGAAUGAGUGGGGCUGCACUGCACACACACUGGACAUGGGGACGGCGCUCCGCAGAGGGCGCGAGGGCCUGCCACGGUACCCAGGGAAAGGGCGUUCAGGUCGGCAGCGGAGAACUCAUGCUAACACACACGGAACGCGCGAACCGGAAACGCCGCGCUCUGGAGCCAGGCGGUUGUCACCAAGAGCUGCUGCCCUGGUCUGUUCCAGGCUGUAUUCCCCUGCAGGUGGAAGCAAGCCCCAGGCCGCGUCUCUAGUGUCCUUGACCUCGCUCCCUUGUCUUCCAAGCGCAGUGCCUUAGAGUGAACCGCCCUGGAUGGAAGGGCCGCUGGGUGGCUUCCCUGGGGAGGCCUCGGCUGGCAUCGGGGGUGGCUCGCUCCCCUCGACUUUGAGUGUGGGCCACUCUGCGAAGCGUUUGCCACGCCCUCCCCAUGGCUAGAAAGAGCAGAGCCCACCGGGCCAGCGCUGCUAGGGCCUCAUUGGACGGGCUUCCCGUGCUCCCCGAGCCUUAGGGGGGACAGGCGUCUGUCGGGGGCGGGGGGGAAGGGAUGUGAUGGUGGCUGAGCUGUCUGGAGAAGCCACUGACGAGUCAAUACCACGGUGCUCACGGUCACUGCCUCCCCACACCACGGUCAAGGGGCCAAGAGGCUGGCCACGAGGCUGGGCCAGGGAAGGGCAGCCACACCGUGGCCAGUGGUUCACUUUCUCAUCCCACCUGGUUGGAGGGAAGCCCCUCUCGUUUCCAAGGAGCAGGAGCGGUGGACACAGGGCGCUGGGCCAUGCUGUGGCAGAGCCGCGGGUGCCGUGACGGGUGCGGGGCUGACGCGGUGCGUCCUCCAGGCACCAGCCCUCCACGAGAGCGUCCACGCCCUGAGCCACCUCCCUGCGGGUGCAGGUGCAGCCCCGUGGAAUGUCAGGACGGGCUUGGCUCUGGCCUCCAGGCGCGCAGUAUUUCUGUGCCCCUGACAGCAAGAGCCAGGGCCGAGCUGUCGGAGCCACUGAAGGCGGACGCUCGCGGAAGAACGCAGGCAGGCCUCAUUGAUGUUCGCUGUGUAACGGGGACCCCCUCCUCACUGGGCACAGGUUCUUGUCCUCCUAACAGCAGGAUCCGAAAGAGCAGCCACCGAAGGAAAGCUAAGCCAGAAGCCGCAGCCAUGAGAGCCAGGAGCUCCCGUGAAGGGCCGGCGGCGGCCUUCCCCACACCCGACCCUGCUCUGUUGACCAGGACCCCGUGUGUCACCCUCGGCCCCACGGGACCCGGAGUGUAGACGUGCUAGUGCCGACGCGCAUGGGCUUCCCUCUCAGGUUCUCCGUGUUUCCAGUGUGACGUUCAUCUGUGCGCUCGUCCGUGCAGUGGUCUGCUGCGUCAGAGCAGCAGAAUGCGUUCCUAUUGUACAGCUGGAAGGGGUGUAAGGACGUGAGGGGUUUCAUUUGGAAGCAGCCGUAGCCUUAACGCAGCCGUGACUGGACUCCUUACCUUGUCUGUCCAUUGCAUGUCAAUACCAUUUACACCUGAGAUGCGCAGUGUGGACGUGGGUCACCGUGAAUAAAACAGUCCC
This is a messenger RNA of Lepus europaeus (European hare), 4554 nucleotides long. RefSeq names its product carnitine O-palmitoyltransferase 1, liver isoform-like. Gene Ontology annotation, cellular component: mitochondrion. The transcript has 22 exons. Gene Ontology annotation, molecular function: carnitine O-palmitoyltransferase activity. The record is from RefSeq and is a predicted model, not a curated record. NCBI's taxonomy places the organism in Eukaryota, Metazoa, Chordata, Mammalia, Lagomorpha, Leporidae. The coding region runs from base 500 to 2764 and encodes 754 amino acids. Gene Ontology annotation, biological process: carnitine metabolic process; fatty acid metabolic process.